This is a messenger RNA of Ylistrum balloti, 605 nucleotides long. Its product is annotated as large ribosomal subunit protein mL55-like. The transcript has 3 exons. NCBI's taxonomy places the organism in Eukaryota, Metazoa, Mollusca, Bivalvia, Pectinida, Pectinidae. Gene Ontology annotation, biological process: translation. Gene Ontology annotation, cellular component: mitochondrial large ribosomal subunit. The coding region runs from base 128 to 484 and encodes 118 amino acids. The record is from RefSeq and is a predicted model, not a curated record. Gene Ontology annotation, molecular function: structural constituent of ribosome.
UCAAUGAUUUUCUUUGAUGUCAUUUUCGCAAGUACAUAAUGCAUAAAUAAUGUUACAUACUUCGCAUCUUGGAAAACAGUGGCUCGGUUUCGCGAGACUAAUGAUGGAUUGAAAAAUAUGGAAUGUUAUGAAACGAGGGCUUGGAGAGUCGUUAUGUAAAGUUUGUCAAGGACAUUUCAUACAUCAGUAUCAAACUAUGUCCAGCAGAACAUCACUGACACGCUACCGAAGGAGAGUUUAUGUACGCCAAUAUCCCACAACAGUAGUUUAUCCAGACGGCUCCACCAUCUCUGUCAGAUAUAAGGAACCUAGAAAACUUAUCACGUUACCUCUUGAUCUCGGUGGACUAUCAGAGGAAGAAGCUAAUGAAGUAAUCCGUAGAAGGACACCACGUAAAAAGAUGGCUGUGAUGGAAGAAUAUGAAGAUGACUAUGACUCAAAUAAAUACAAGCAUAUAUGGAAAAAGAAAUCUGUGAAAAAGUAAAAAAUUGACCAAUCUUUAAAUGCGAGAAGUGUGUUCAUGUGUAAUGACUUGGAAGUAUUUUUACAUAGUUUUGUGAAAGAAAGAGUGUAAAAUAAAGGCAUGAUUAUUCUAUUGAUACCCA